CACAUUAGUUGCGAUUUCAAAAUGGCGUCCUUGCCAACCGAUAUGGUUUGUCAAAGUUUCAUCUCCUUUUCUCGAAUCUGUGACUUCAUUUAUUAACAAAAGACGGUUUCUGCAUGAUGGCAAACACGAGGCCACAAAAACUAUCAACAAAUAAGUCAGGAAGCAAUUCGGUAUGUUCUUGUUUCGGUGAUAUUCAAAUUUGUAACAUUUUACAUUUAGAAGAAUCUUCAAAACUGAAAAAGUCAUCAAUCUGUAUCCAUGAACUAUUUUCAGUCAAGUGUGGCUCUUGCUGCUGUAGCUCUUCAAGACCAUAUGACUCGCUCCCUUUCCCUCCAAGAUCCAUUCAAGAAAAAGAAAAUCAACCAUAGUUUACCAACUGCAUCCAAAAAGAGGACAACCAAGGCCGUUGUAAACCGUGAUGCCAAAGACGAUCAGGACAAGAAAGAGUAUGUUCUCGAUCCAAAACCACCACCCCUUACCCUAGGUAUGACUGAAUAUUGAUGUAUACCACAGGUCACCCAAGCUGGCACAACCAGCCUACACAAAUAUGUAAAUGUAUUUAAAUUGUGCACUUAUAUAUAAUAGGCAACAUAUUAACUCCUUUUAGUAAAGCAAACUAAACUGGCUUUUUUCUUCACUUCCUCUGAAUUAUGUGAGUUUUCUCGAUUGAUUUAUAACUAUUAGGUCUGUUUUAGUUUCCCUGCCUUGUCAUUUGCCCUUUGCCCUUUGCUUUGGACAGAAACAUAGGCAUGUAAGAGUGUUCACAACUUUACUUGUUUACUGAGGCUCAGUGAGUAAGCUUGGAUUUCCUGUGCAUACUUAUACUACUAGGACAUUCUGAGUCCACAACAGGUGUCUUAUUCACUCAAACAAUAUCUUAUGACACUUCAUGGGUAAAGCUGGUAACUAGUUUAUUGUCUCUCGAUGUUGGCAUGGAGUUCAACCUAUGCUCGUGUAAGAUCACCUCAAAGCCAUAAAUGUAUAUAGCAAGGACUGGCCACUAUACAUGUACCUCACACCUGAGAAUUACACACACUACAUCAUCUUUAACAAGCAUGAAAUGAAGUUAUUCUUGAAGUGCCCCAAAAGCUGGCAAUCCACAGGAUUGUGCUUUUGUUAAGGUGUUACAUGUACUUGCUACUGUAGCUAAUUGAUUUUACAUUUGAAUUACUGAGAACUUGUUGCUGAGUCGGCAAGAAUUCCAAAUAAAGUUGACAUCUAGUAAUGGCAACAAAUUUCUUAGCUCAGAAACUUGGCCUUGUUGAGGCUCCAGGACUUCUUCUGACGGACAAAGAGUGGAAAGAGGUUAAGAAGAAAUCCAAUGAAAGACAAGAUUCUAGUCAGCCAUGUGUAAUCUGCAAAGAAGACUUUGGUUUACAACAGCAGGUAAUGUGUGUUAUUUCCUAGGUGAACCAUGCUAUAAUGUAUUACACAGACUGUCACAGACGUACAUGUUGACAAUCUCAUUCAUACAUUUAUUUAAUACUUAUUGUAAGUUAUAAUUAUCUUAUAACUUUUCUCUUUGACAGAGUACAUGUUUUACAAUAAUUAAGAGUCUUAGCACUUUAGAAAUAUAAAGGUACUCUCUGAUACUAAUUUAUAAUCAGAAGGAACAAAGGUGAUAGGAAAGAUGCCACAGUUUUUGAGACUAUAAGUUUUGCAAGAACUAUGACAAGCCAAAUCUAAUUGCUGAAGAGUUUGUAAGCAAACUUUUGUCUUAAUUUUAUAUGCUCCUAAAAAAUUUAUUGUAGUAUUUCAUAGUUGUGAUACACUGACUUCUUAUCCCUGAAGCAUUUUGGAAUUUAAACCUGCUGUUUUUCUUAACCCUUUAAUUCCCAGAAGUGAUUAACAUGAAACUUCUCCCUUUAAUAUCCAUACAUUUUUCAGCAAACAGGUAAUGAGAAUAUUCAAACUUAUCUGAUAGAAGCUGUUAUCUUGAUCUAGCACCAAGCUCUCAUAACUAAUUUACAAGGAAAUGUGUUGCAGCUAGAGGGGAGAAUUAACAAUCAGAUCUUGGGAGUUAAAGAGUUAAACUUUAUGCCAUAGAGUUUUGCUUCAUGUAUGAUUACUUGAUGAUAUCUAAUAUAGUUGAAAUGGGCAACAUAUUAAAAAUGUACAUUUUCUUGAAUUUCAGGUUUUGUUGUCAUGCAGUCAUGUUUUUCAUAGGGUAGGUUUUGAGAAUAUUGCAAUCACAUGAAGCUUUAUAUGAAUAUUAUUUUUAUUACACAUGCAAAAACUGAGCUUGUAUUUUCCUUUAAAAAAUUUUGGAAUGUUCAUCUAAAGAUACACUGAAGGUAUUUCACAGAGAAAAUCAAGAAAGUGUCAAAACCAGAAAUAUUAUUUUGCAAAUGUUUUUGUGAGACUCAAGGUAAAGCCAGUCAGGCAUGAAUAAACUACAUGUUAACAUCAGGUUCAUGAAUGUCGAAGGAAUUGUAGUAUACUAAUAUUUACCUUAAUUAUGCCUUUUAGACUUGUCUUGAAGCAUUUGAAAAGUUUUCUGGGCGCAAAUCUUGUCCCAUGUGUAGAAAAGAACAGUACCAAAGAAGGAUUAUCCAUGAAGGUGCCAAGGAGUACAGAGAGAAAUGUGCAACAAAGUACUUGUUUGAUCUCACAUAGUAAUGGCUUCAGCACCUCAGUCUUUGCAUUCUGAGCAGGUUUUUAGUGACGGAUUGACAGUUUGAUCCCUCUGAUGGUCACUUGACAAAAAAUCUUUUUCAAUGUGCUCACACAUGACUCAUCAGAAUUCUAAGCAAAUGGUAGAAACCAAACAACUUCUGGAGAUGGUGCAAGUGCAGACACUAUGGUCACUGCUGAAUUCUGUUCAGAAAUUCCAAAUGAAGGCUUCCACAGCCGUUAUUUUAGCACAAGAUUUACCUUAACCUUUCAAGGUUUUCAGCACUAUGAUGUCCUCUGCACUCAUCAAUCGCCCAAAAAAACAUUUUUGGAACAUACUUCUCCUUUAAAUUCAAAUACUAUGUAUUGAUUCGUUCAUUUUACUCAUUUAUCACAGAAACUUGUAUAAUAUUUAUUUAACAUAACCUUUUUCAUUCAGUCUCAGUACUAACUGUCUUGCUUUUGAUCACCAAUCAGGAUACAGUCUGCCUGGCGUGGCUACAUUGUGCGGCAGUGGUACAAGAGGUUAAGGCAAACAGUGCCACCAAAAGACCCCAAACUUAGAAAGAAGUUUUACGAAAACAAGGUAUUUACCUGUUACUUCGUGUUUUUUGGAAUUUAUUUAACCGAAUUGUGCCAUCAAUAGAUAGACCCCAUCAGUCAGUGUUUCUCUCCCUCUAAUUCACGCCAAUUCAUCCUUGAUAGUGACGAAACAAUUAAGCUACAACAUUUUGCCUCACUCUCAAUAUGCACCUGUUUUGUUCAAUUUGUCGUGCAGGGAAAAUUAUUUAGAAUAGACAGGAACACAAAAGGCCCAGGCUGCUUUUUUCACCUUUCAUUUACGCAAACAGAAGUCCGUUUAUAUAUCAAACGGAUUUUAAAAUUUAGUCAUUUAGGAUGGUUUUUUAACGUCUCUGCAAUAUUCUUAUUCCAGUUUCAAGAUAUCACCGACCGUCUCCUUCAAUCAAUGGAAGCUAGUAACCAGAGUGUUGAUAAUCUGUUGUUGGAGAUCGACCAAUCCAUAGCCGCUAGUCGUGACACGAUGAGGUAUGCACACAACUCAGAUGUAAAGUGCCCACCCCAUCCCUCCCUUUUUUCUGCCCCCCCUCCCCCCCCCAGCUCGAACCGACUUCAUAUGUGGAACCUCUCGCAAACUUACCUACUUUGUUAUUAAUUUUACUGCUUUUAGUUUUAUCUUAUGGAAGGCGUUUAUUAAUUCCCUAGACAAUUGAACGAAAACAGUGAAGACACAUCAACCGAGACAGACUGGGAUCAAGUCCAACUUCAAGUAUGUUCAAUCAGUAAAAGUGUCCGGUCUCUCUCCUGCUCGAUAGAGCGUAACGGAUGUCAUUUUUGCCCUUUGUUGUUAUUGCUGGUCAACCGCUCUCUGUUCAACCUUCAAACCCGGAGAGUGACCUGCAUCUAAUUUCUCGUUUCAGUAAUACUACUGAAUCAUUCAUUAAGAUCAUGAGAAUAACGAAAGUGAUCACCAACCUGAGAAGUUUUUCAAGUGUUAAGGAAUUCUCUAUGUCAAUACCAAAGGAAAUGUAUCGAGAAGAAUAUUGAUGCUGAUAUUAGGUUUAACGCUCGUUUUUUCCACUCUCAGGCCGUUCAGAGAAGUGUCACUGACUGUCCGAUCUGUAUCAUGCCACUCACUGACCAAGGACUGUACCGGAAAAACUCUUCAUCGCGGCCCACUGUUCUUCUGUCUUGUUCACACGUGUUCCAUGCCACAUGUCUGCAGGCUUUUGAAGAAUUUUCCUUUGAAAAACGCCGCGUGUGUCCUGUUUGUCGGUCUUCUUACCACAAGAAGAUAAUGUAGAGGCCAUAAAAAGGAAACUCUUUAACACAGGACGAUCAUAGACUCUAGGAAAUAACUUGUAUAACUUGGAGAGGACGUUUAGAACAAUUUCUCGUAUUAAAUUAUUUUAUAGUAAACGCAGGACUUAAUGUCACUUUUGAAUGGUUCCCCACUAUAAUACUACGCAGUC
Messenger RNA from Pocillopora meandrina, 4604 nucleotides. Lineage: Eukaryota; Metazoa; Cnidaria; Anthozoa; Scleractinia; Pocilloporidae. The record is from the annotation of a GenBank genome assembly.